Molecule: messenger RNA, 1050 nt
Organism: Fusarium graminearum PH-1
Lineage: Eukaryota; Fungi; Ascomycota; Sordariomycetes; Hypocreales; Nectriaceae
Exons: 3
Coding region: 1-1050 (349 amino acids)
Molecular function (GO): methyltransferase activity
Source: RefSeq, a predicted model, not a curated record
AUGGCGAAACAAAACGAUACCGUCAAGCGGCUCCCCGUCGACGACGUCUCUCAAGACGAUCAAACCUCGGAGUCAGACUUUAGCGAUACAACAUCCAACUACUCGACGAUAUCUGAAGAAGCUCUUCCCCUGAUCUACGAGUACGGCCACACAUACCACGGCACCGGCCAGUUGCUCACCCCCAACGACGCCUCCGAAGCCCACCGCCUAGCCGUCCAGCACGAGCUCUACCAAUUAUGUCUCGACGGCGGCCUCGUCGAUGCCAAACUACCCCUCGACCAGUACACCCCCCAAGACCCCUUCGAGAUCCUAGACGUGGGCGCCGGCAGCGGCGUCUGGGCCUGCGACAUGGCCAAGCGGUAUCCCCAGGUCAACAUCCUCGGCAUCGAUCUCAGCAGCGCCCUGCUCCCCGAAGACGUGCCCCCCAACGUGACGUUUGAGAUCGCCGACGCUACGGAUCCCUGGCCCGCACGCACCUACGACUUUAUCCACAUGCGCAGUCUUGCCGGCGCCGGCGUGCGCGAUUGGGAUUCCUUGCUUGCUGAAGCAUACGAGCACCUCAAGCCUGGCGGUCAAUUGGAGGUUACAGAGAUUCGGCCGCAUUUUUUCGACGUUGAUCCUGAACAAGCAGACCUGCCCUGCGAGGAUAGAAAGCCCGAGAUUGGUGCGGCGUGUAUAGAGUACGAGAGGACCUUUGUGGAGAUGUGCGACAAGCUUGGCAUUGAUUACGAUCCUAUACCGAGAGUUCCUGGACGAUUAUCUGGACUGGGCGCAGAGUUUAUUUGUGAGAGAGUGGAUUGGCUGCCGAUACAGAAUUGGAGAAGUGAUCCCGUCACCCAGCAGAAGCGCAAGGCAUUGGCCGAGAUGAUCGAAUGCGGAAUAGAGAACUGGACAUUGAGAUUAUUCGGUUUGGGAGGUUGGGAAGAGAAAGCUACGAGAGCUUUACUCGAUCGUGUCGUAGGCGAGAUGCAAGAUCCCAUGCUACGCAGUUUGGCCACAGUAACAUUUGUCUCGGCUCGAAAAGGGAUGGGUAAUGGGAAGCAUAUAUAA